Molecule: messenger RNA, 975 nt
Organism: Penicillium taxi
Lineage: Eukaryota; Fungi; Ascomycota; Eurotiomycetes; Eurotiales; Aspergillaceae
Product: isopenicillin N synthase family dioxygenase
Exons: 3
Coding region: 1-975 (324 amino acids)
Molecular function (GO): dioxygenase activity
Source: RefSeq, a predicted model, not a curated record
AUGGAUCCAAACACCCAAACAAUCCCUGUAGUGGAUUUCGCCGAGUGGAGCUCGAGCUCUGGGCCGAGUCGUUUGCAAGUGGCUCAGAAGCUGGUCGAGGCCUCCCAGAAAGUUGGAUUUGCCUACAUUGUUAAUUCCUCGCUGAGCGACACCUUGUUGGACGAGGCGUUUCACUUGUCACAGUGUUUCUUUGAACUACCAUCCGACGAGAAGCUCAAAGCGCCACAUCCGCCUGGAUGGGCUGUUCAUCGAGGCUAUUCCUGGCCUGGGCUGGAAAAGGUGGGGCUGGCAGAGGGUCCCGACAUCAAGGAGAGCUAUGACAUCGGUAGUGAAGAUAAUUCCGCACAGCCAAAUCAAUGGAUCCUAGAGGAAUCACUACCAGAAUUUCGCUCCUUCAUGACACGAUUCUAUUGGGAGGGCUUCCGUGUUGCAAGUGAGGUACUGAAGGCUCUUUCUCUCGGCCUAGGUCUAGAGGAGGAUCACCUACUAAAGAAGCACUCGGGGCAUAACAACCAGCUCCGACUCUUGCACUACCCACCCAUCCCAGUAGAUGAACUCGAGAGCGGGCGGUCUGCUCGCUGUCCAGCACACACAGACUGGAGCUCUAUCACCCUGCUCUUCCAAGAUGACUGCGGUGGAUUAGAAGUAGAGGAUUUGAACCGCCCCGGAACCUUUAUCCCGGCUCCUCCUAUCAAGAAUGCCAUAGUAAUGAAUAUAGGCGAUCUUCUACAGAGAUGGACUAACGAUCAUUUGCGAUCAACUAUCCACCGCGUCACACUUCCACCUCUAGCGGAUCGGAUUGAAGGAGAGGAUAGAAUGACUCGCAGAAGAUUCUCCAUUCCGUACUUCUUGGCUCCAGAUCCCGACUGUCUGAUUGAGUGUAUCCCGUCUUUUAUGGGUGUUAAGGAGCCAGCCAGAUAUGAACCAAUAACCCAGGCUGGGUAUAAUCAGAUGCGAGCCGAGCAAAUGUAUUAA